AAAAUAAAUUUAUUUGAUCAUCUCCUAAUUGAAUGUACUCAUUGAAUACUCAUCUUAUAUAUGGCCAAAGGACAAAUAUAUUGACAGCAUAAAUAAAAAAAUGGGAAUUUUUGCGGGUAAAAUAUUACCAUUAUUAAUGGUAAUUAUCAUCAUACCAUUAUUUGUAUUAUUUUUUCGUGCCGAAAUCUAUUUCCCGUAUCCGAACGGGUUACAAAUCUGUAAUGAAACACAUGAACCGAUUCAAGGUGAUAUCAUAAUCGAACGUUUUACUCAAGCUUUACGUAUCAAAACAAUAACCACGGAUAGAGGUGUUUAUGACCGUGAAGAAUUGUUACGAUUUGCUCAAUUUUUACGUAAAAAUUUUCCAACAAUUUAUUCAUCAUCAUUGGUUACUUAUGAAACGGUUAACAAUUAUAGCCUUUUAUAUCAUGUAAAAGGAAGUGAUUCAUCGUUAAAACCAUACUUACUUUGUUCGCAUAUUGAUGUUGUACCAGUUGAAUUAGAUAAAUGGGAAGUUGAUCCAUUCGGUGGUAUCAUCAAAGAUAAUAAUAUCUAUGGUCGUGGUACGAUCGAUGUUAAAGAUACUCUUAUGGCCAUUAUGGAAUCAUUGGAAUAUUUAUUGAAAAAUAAUUUCCAACCACAACGAUCAUUUUAUAUUGCAUUCGGUCAUGAUGAAGAAGGAAUGGGUCAAGAUGGUGCACAGGAAAUUGCCAAAACAUUCCAUCGUAAAGGGAUCAAAGAAUUUGAAUUUCUUCUCGACGAAGGAAUGUUUGUUUUUUCCGAUGGUUUUCCUGGCAUCAAACAACCGGUAGCAUUGGUUGGUGUAGCUGAAAAAGGUUUUCUUUCAAUCAUACUACGUUCGAACGGAACGGUUGGACAUUCAUCGAUGCCACCAUAUGAAACAUCAAUUACAACAUUGGCUAAAGCUGUGUCCAAAUUCACAUCAGAUACACAUAAAAAUUAUUUUGGUUAUGGACCUGAACGACGAAUGUUUGAAGAAUUUGCUCGAUAUGCUACUUAUCCGUACAAAUUAUUCUAUAGUAAUUUAUGGCUAUUUGGUCCAAUCAUUGCCAAAAUUAUGUCCGGUAAACCAAGCAAUAAUGCGCUAGUUCGUACAACAACUGCACCGACAAUUAUCGAUGGUGGUUUUAAGGAAAAUGUAUUACCAAGUGAAGCAACAGCAGUGAUAAAUCAUCGUAUACAUCCUAUGCAAACAGUAUCGGAUGUUAUAGAAUAUGAUCGACGAUUAAUCAAUGAUGAACGAAUUGAAUUAACAAUUAAAGGUGAUUCGAUUGAACCGCAUCCAAUAUCACCAUAUGAUCAACAAUCAUUUGGUUUCGAAACAAUACAUAAAUCUAUUCAACAGGUAUUUGCCAAUACUGUUGUCAUACCGGCAAUUAUGGUUGCAAACACUGAUACAAGAUGGUAUUUACCAUUCACUAAAUCUGUUUAUCGAUUUUCGCCAGCAUUUUUGACGCAAGAAACAACCAAACUAUUUCAUGGCCACAAUGAACGUAUAACGAUUGAUAAUUAUUUGAAAGUUGUUAAUUUUUAUCAUCAUAUUAUGAUCAAUUCGGAUCGUAAACAUUUGGAUCCGGCCAAUGUUAAAGAUGAAUUUUGAAAUUUUUUAUUUGAAAAUUAAAAUUUUGUUUUUGCUUUGAUUUU
This is a messenger RNA of Dermatophagoides pteronyssinus (European house dust mite), 1665 nucleotides long. RefSeq names its product N-fatty-acyl-amino acid synthase/hydrolase PM20D1-like. Gene Ontology annotation, biological process: amino acid metabolic process; lipid metabolic process. Gene Ontology annotation, molecular function: hydrolase activity, acting on carbon-nitrogen (but not peptide) bonds, in linear amides. The record is from RefSeq and is a predicted model, not a curated record. Lineage: Eukaryota; Metazoa; Arthropoda; Arachnida; Sarcoptiformes; Pyroglyphidae.